GCCCGCCGGCGGCAGUACUUGUGCGCGGCGGUACGUCCCUCUGUGCACGCUGGCCUGCGCUUGGACGGCGAGGCGGUUCUGGAGAGACCUGAGGUUAGAGGCGCGGUGCCAUGUUACCCUACGCGGCGUGCAGCGCUAGCCGGAGGCUGGCCCCGGCUUUGGGGCUCCUGGGCGUACGGCAGAAGCACAGCCUCCCCGACUUGCCCUACGACUAUGGGGCCCUGGAGCCGCACAUUAACGCCCAGAUCAUGCAGCUGCACCACUCCAAGCACCACGCAGCCUAUGUGAACAAUUUGAACGCCACCGAGGAGAAGUACCAGGAGGCGCUGGUCAAGGGAGAUGUUACGACUCAGGUCGCUCUUCAGCCUGCACUGAGGUUCAAUGGUGGAGGUCACAUCAAUCACACCAUUUUCUGGACGAACCUGAGCCCUAAUGGUGGUGGAGAACCUAAAGGGGAAUUACUGGAAGCCAUCAAGCGUGACUUUGGUUCCUUUGACAAGUUUAAGGAGAAGCUGACAGCUGUGUCCGUUGGCGUCCAAGGCUCUGGGUGGGGCUGGCUUGGUUUCAAUAAAGAGCAGGGGCGCUUACAGAUUGCUGCCUGUUCUAAUCAGGAUCCGCUGCAAGGAACAACAGGUCUUAUUCCACUGCUGGGGAUUGACGUAUGGGAGCAUGCUUAUUACCUUCAGUAUAAAAAUGUUCGACCUGAUUAUCUAAAAGCUAUUUGGAAUGUAAUCAACUGGGAGAAUGUAACUGAAAGAUACAUGGCUUGUAAAAAGUAAAUCAUCAGGGCUGGGGAUUUAGCUCAGUGGUCCUGCCUGGCUCACAAGCACAAGGUCCGAGUUUGAUCCCUGGUACAAAAAAAAGUAAAUCAUCAGUAUACUAAGUGUUAAGCUCUUUAUGACUAUUUUUAUAAUAGUGUAGCGUACUGCAAUAUACUAGUAACCUGCUAUAUUGUAGCAUUUAUUGAUGUUGCUUAUUCACAUGCUUGAUAAUUUAAUGUUAUGAAUAAUUUAUUUUUAAAUUUUGUUAUUAAGCAACUUUGAAAAUAGUACUUUGUGUGAUUUAGUCUUGGUUAAGUAUUUUUUUUCAGAGAGCUACAAUUGCUAGGUUAUUAUAUCAUUAUGAAACCUUCAAAAUUAUUCCAGACAGUUUUGGGGACUGUAGGGAAGCCUUUGUAAUGGUAUUCUGUUAUAGUUACAGAAAAAUCUAGUCUUUUCCCCAAUUGCUUAAUGGUAAAAUAGAAAAUGGAAUAUUUUGCUUUUCUAUUGAAGAGUGCUAUUUUCAUAAGUAAUUUUCUGGCUAGUGGUACUUUGGUAGAUAUCACCCAGUCGGCCAUAUUAUGGUCACAUGUGCACACAGUUAAUGCCAUUUUUUGUCAUUCAAAAACAUGAAACUUGUGGCUGGGAAAGUAGCUCAUUGAAAAAAGCUCCUUCUUGCUAUGCACAAAACCCUGGGUUUGAUCCUCAACACUAUAGAUAAAGCGCUCUAAAAAAACCAAUGUAACUGGAUUGUUAAUUGAAACUGCUUUAUUAUGAGGAGAUAAUUAUGCAUUUGGAUUUUUCUGGAGACAGAAAUACAAUUUCAUGUGAGUUUUGUCCUUAAACAUAGAAAUAUAUAUUGUAUAAAAAUAUUCAAGAGGGACAAAUGAGGGCCUGAGGAUUGGCAACAUCAACAGUGGGGGUGCUGGGGAUUUAGCUCAGUGGCGCUGCGCCUGCCUCACAAGUGCAAGGUCCUGAGUUCUAUCUCUGGUACUGGAAAAAGAAAAAAAAACAGUGGGGACUGGGCCACAGGGCAUUCUGCUGGGCACUUCCCCUGCUUUCAGGGCCAUUUCUGUGCAUCCUUCUCAUGAAAACGGCCUGGGCCAGGUACCCCUUCCCAGUAGAGGUAGAUAUCUGUCUCUGGAUGAUGUCAGCAGUGUGUCUCCCUCAGAACAUUUAUUUUCAGUCAUGUUCUUGAUUUAUUCUGUCCUUUGUGAUUUUUUUUUGUUUUCUUUUAAAGAA
Molecule: messenger RNA, 2000 nt
Organism: Heterocephalus glaber (naked mole-rat)
Lineage: Eukaryota; Metazoa; Chordata; Mammalia; Rodentia; Bathyergidae
Gene: Sod2
Product: superoxide dismutase 2
Biological process (GO): superoxide metabolic process
Cellular component (GO): mitochondrion
Molecular function (GO): manganese ion binding; superoxide dismutase activity
Source: RefSeq, a predicted model, not a curated record